Messenger RNA from Arachis ipaensis, 3367 nucleotides. RefSeq names its product putative disease resistance protein RGA1. The record is from RefSeq and is a predicted model, not a curated record. Lineage: Eukaryota; Viridiplantae; Streptophyta; Magnoliopsida; Fabales; Fabaceae. Gene Ontology annotation, molecular function: ADP binding.
CUUGAAUAAUUUGCUUGGGUUAUGGAGACUUCACAUUGAUUUCAGUCAAUGAACCUGCUUUUUUUCCUAUAUCAAAGUGUUAUUGCAUUUGAAUCUCUCCUCCCCUCUGAUCUGCAUUCCCCAUUAACCAUGGCUGAAUCAUUCAUAUUCAAUGUGGCACAAUCAUUGAUAGGAAAGCUGACUUCUCCUGCAUACAAAGCGGCUACUCAACUCAUUGGUGUGUACGAUGACUUGCAAGACUUCAAACACACUCUCUCAUACGUCAAAGCUGUGCUGUUAGAUGCUGAGCAAAAGCAAGAGCAGAACCACGCGCUGCGAGAAUGGCUGAAGCAGAUCAAGCGCGUUUUCUCCGAUGCCGAGAUCGUGCUUGACGAACUCGAGUGCGAGAUUUUGCGGAAGCAAGUUGUCAAAGCCUAUGGUACCACCAAACACAAGGUAGGUCGCUUCUUCUCGAGUUCUAAUUCGCUUGUUUUUCGUUAUAAGAUGAGUAAAAAAUUAGAAGAAAUCAGGAAAAGAUUAGAUCUGGUUGCGGCUGAUAGGAAUAAGUUUGGGCUUGAAAGAAUUGAUGCUGAUAGGCGAGUUGUGCAUAGGAGGGAAAUGACUUAUUCCCAUGUUGUUGAGUCAAAUGCCAUAGGGAGGGACUUUGAUAAAGAGAAGAUCAUAAAGCUUUUGUUGCAGGAAAAUCCGCAUAUCUCAGUUAUUCCAAUAGUGGGAAUUGGAGGUAUGGGGAAGACUACCCUUGCUAAAUUGGUGUACAAUGAUCAGAGGAUAACAGAGUCUUUUCCAUUGAAAAUGUGGAUCUGUGUUUCUGAUGACUUUGACUUCAACCAAUUGUUGAUCAAAAUUAUCAUGUGUACUAGUGAAGGAGAUCUUGCAUCUUCUUAUUCUCCUGUUGGCCAACAAAAUGUGAAAGAUUUGGAUGUGCAGCAACUGCAACAUACUCUAAGAAAAAAAAUUGCUGGGAAGAAAUUCCUACUCAUCUUGGACGAUGUAUGGAAUGAUGAUCGUGUUAAAUGGCUUGAAUUAAGAGAUUUGCUAGAAAUGAUGGGUUCUAACAAAAGUAAGAUCUUGGUGACUACUCGUAGUCCCACUAUUGCUUCCAUGAUGGGUACCGUUAGCUCUUACAAUUUAGAAGGCCUUUCUUUAAAGAAUUCAUUGUCUUUAUUUGUUAGAUGGGCUUUUAAAGAAGGUGAAGAGAAGAAGUAUCCGAAAUUGAUGAAUAUUGCGAGAGAAAUUGUGAAAAAAUGUAGUGGCGUUCCUUUGGCAAUAAGAACACUGGGGAGUUCAUUAUUUUCAAAACAUAAGAUAGAUGAGUGGGAACAUGUGCGAGAUAAUGAGAUAUGGAAAUUGUCACAAAAGGAAAAUGACAUUUUACCUGUUUUAAAAUUAAGCUAUGAUCAAAUGCCAUCAUAUUUAAAGCAUUGCUUUGCUAUGUUCUCUCUUUUCCCAAAGGAUUACGUAUUCAUCAGCGCAACUGUUUCUUCUCUUUGGGGAGCACUUGGUCUCCUUCCAUCAUCAGUAGAAAACAAGUCUUUGGAAGAUAUUGCCAAUCAAUAUUUACUUGAAUUAAUGUCAAAAUCUUUUCUUCAGGAUUUUAUUGACUUUGGGGCUGGCUAUUGUUUUAAAAUACAUGAUUUAAUGCACGAUCUUGCGAUCUAUGUUGCAAAAGAUCAGUGCGUGUGUGUCAACUUCAACGUCCAAAAUAUGCCUGAGAAUGUUCAGCAUCUGUCUUUUUUGGUAAAGCAUAUGCCUGACAAAUCUCAUAUUCCAGAAUCAGCAACUCUGAGAACUAUAUUGUUUCCUGUACAUGAAAUUGGAGUUGACGAAGCUUUUCUCAAUACAUCGGUGUUGAAGCAUAAAUAUCUAUAUAUGUUGGACUUAAGUAAUUCAACUUAUGAAACAUUACCUUGGUUCAUUCAUAAGUUGAAGCACUUAAGAUUUCUUGAUCUGCAAUAUAAUCGUAAAGUGAAGAGAUUGCCUGAUUCUAUAUGCAUGCUCCAAUGUUUGCAAACUUUCUUGCUUGUUGGGUGUACCGAGCUUGAAGUAUUACCCAGAGGUUUAGAAAAGUUAAUUAGCCUUCGACGUUUGGAGAUAACCACAAAGCAGAUUUCUUUGCCUGAGAAGGAGAUUGCAAACUUGAAGUUUCUUCAAAGAUUGCAUAUCUCGUUUAGCGAGAAUUUAGAGUCUUUAUUUCUUGGGAUAAAAUUACCUACUCUUAAGACAUUGAUUGUUGGAAAAUGUAGCAAUUUGAAGUUUCUGACAAUUGAUCCCAAGCAUUUUCCUCAAUUAGAGUAUAUCCAUAUUAAUGGGUGUGACAAGUUGGAAUUUCCAGAGGAAUAUGACUGUGGAACCAAAGACUCCAACAUGAGAUUGAAAUGUAUAUGGCUUGAAUCUUUACCACAGUUGGUGACCCUGCCUCCUUGGGUUCAAUCAUCUACAAAUACAUUACACACCUUGAUAAUUAGAGGUUGCAUCAACUUUGAGGUGUUUCCUAAAUGGCUAUCAUCUUUGAUUUGUUUGAAUAGACUUAGAAUUUGUGAUUGUCCAAAGUUGAUGUCACUCCCGAAUGAUUUUCAUUGCCUCACAGCCCUUGAACGUUUGGUAAUUGUCAAUUGUCCAAAGUUGUGUAGAAAAUGUGUGCCAGGAGUAGGAGAGUAUUGGCCCAGGAUAUCUCACAUCAAGGAAGUAAUCAUUGAUCGACCAGAACAUUUUAGAUCGGCGGUUGCGAUGGCAAACGACUAGUUGGAGCCUUUCUGUUUUUAUCAUUUUUCUUUUCGUUUAUGUCUCUUUCAAUCAAGUGGAAUGAUGAUUUAUGUGUGUGCUGAAAUCUUUCAUAAAAGUAUUGUUUGAAUAUACUUAUAUUAAUUCUUCUUCUCUCUUAUAUACACUUAUUGAAUAGUACAUUACUUGGGGGUUGUUUAAAUUAAUGCUGUUUUUUUAGUGUCUAAAAAAUGCAGCAUUUUGUUGCUUUAAUACACAUUUUUUUAAUGGAGCUACUGCUAUUAUAAGCUUUCUUUUAGAAGAAAUUUGAAACAUAUAUAUCUUUGGUAUUAAGUAAUUAAAUGAAGAACAAUUUCAUAAUAAUUUUCCUAUAUUACUGACUCAAUAACCAUAAUAGUGCAGAAAAUUUCCUCUAAAACAGAAAAACAAAGCUAAGUUUCCUCUAAAGUGUGAUGUAUUGAAUCCCCAGUGCUCCAUCCAUAUGAGGGGAAUUUAGAAAUUGACCUAGACGACAUGCUGCAUAACAGCAUAAGCUAUGUCGAGUCUGAAUUAGCUAUGUAUACGAUCCUUCAAACUAUUCUCUGUAACCAGUGAUCUCAGAUAGUGGUGUUCCACUUUCUUGCUGAACUUUUGGGUAUAGUCCAUG